UUUAAACCAUUCUCCACACAACCAAACACGACCUAAUUAUCCUCCAUGAUUCCCCUCAAAAACAUUCAUCCCCAUUCGCCCUUCAUCUUCUCUGAUCCCAAAACCAAGCCACUUCGCUUCUCUCUCCCGCCCCUUUCCCUUUCUCUUCUCUCACUCAAAUCCCAACUUUCUCUCUCUUCCAAUCUUCUCAGGGUUUCAAAUGCCGGAGUUUCAGUUUGUAGAACUGAAAACCAUGAAGAAGAAGAAAAGAACAAGGGGAUUUCCCAGGAACUUCACGACUUAUCGCCAGAUGGAGCUGUGUAUCAGAAAACGCUGCAAUUGGUUGAAUGUUCAAUGUUUGCUGCACUCACCGGUCUGGUCUAUUUCUUGAGCAAUUCUCUUGCCAUUGAGAACUACUUUAGUUGUUUCUUCUCGUUGCCAAUAGUGAUAUCGUCAAUGAGAUGGGGUGUUGAUGCUGGAAGGAAAACUCUGGUGGCAACAACUAUACUUUUGCUUGUCUUGUCUGGUCCAGUAAAAGCUCUAACUUAUCUGCUUAAGCAUGGUAUAGUCGGUUUCACAAUGGGUACUUUGUGGAGGUUGGGAGCCAGUUGGAAUCUGUCAAUUUUCUUGUGCACAAUUGUACGUGCAGUGGGUGCCGUUGGCUUUGUCUUGAUAUCUUCUUUCUUAAUAAGGGAAAACAUACUAGCUUUGAUCACCAUUAACAUCCAUGCUUCUCUCACAUUUGUUCUCACUGCUUCUGGUGUGAAUUCUAUUCCUUCAAUGAACGUGAUAUAUACCCUAUUUGGCAUUUUGGUGUUGAUCAAUAGUGGAUGUUUCAUGUUUUUGCUCCACUUGUUGUAUUCUGUUUUCCUCACUAGAAUAGGGAUGAAGUCUUCACUAAGAUUGCCAAGAUGGCUGGAGAAAGCUAUCUGAUGCCAUAUGUGUUCUCAGGUGCUCUGCAUAAUUUUCAAUUAAAACGUUAUUAGUUACUUUUUGGGGUUUGAGAGGGGAGGGAUUGGUGCGGUUGUAUAUCAUUUAUAAUGGCAUAACCAUUCAACAUCCUAUAGAGAUUACAUGAUAGAAUAUGAAUCAGAUUGUAGACAGAAACGGUCUUUAUGGAAAAUGUGUUACACUCCAAGUAUUCAACAGACCUAGUGCUCUCCCAAAGAGUUUCCAAA
Vigna unguiculata (cowpea) is the source of this 1157-nucleotide messenger RNA. RefSeq lists its product as uncharacterized. NCBI's taxonomy places the organism in Eukaryota, Viridiplantae, Streptophyta, Magnoliopsida, Fabales, Fabaceae. The record is from RefSeq and is a predicted model, not a curated record.